Molecule: messenger RNA, 927 nt
Organism: Microthlaspi erraticum
Lineage: Eukaryota; Viridiplantae; Streptophyta; Magnoliopsida; Brassicales; Brassicaceae
Source: the annotation of a GenBank genome assembly
AUGAAUCCAGGCGGAGAAGGCGCGCCAAAUAGGCCAAACAACCCGCCCGACCAAGAGAGGAGAGCCAAUGAUCCUCCUAAUCCAGCAGAAGCUAGAGCUGACCAGCCAGCACCGGCCAGAGACGUUCCUCAGCCCAAUCCGAACGCGCCCGAUGCAGCUGAGCCGCUACAGCCACCUCUUAACCCGCCGCGACCACCACCGGCGUUUGCAAAUGGACAUCAUCGUCACGGUGACAACCAAGGGAUGCCUCAAGACCAACCUCAAGCACCUCCAAGGAGAGUGCCAAACGCGCAGCAUCCAAGGCACCAAACUAUGGGAGACUUUGAUUCUUCCGAUGCUUUCUUUAUGGAUCGGAAUCCAAUCCGACCGCCUCUACCUCCAAGGAACGAUUUUGAGAUCAAACCGCAGAUCAUUGCCUUGGUGAAACAAAACCAAUUCCUUGGUGAUCUAAGCAGCAAGUUUGGGUCUCUCUCUACUCACGUUCAAAAGCUUGAGGUGCAAAUCGCUCAAACAGCCGAGGCGGCCAAGAAACAAAAUGAGGUAAACACUCAAAAAUUUUGUAGUGUUGUCUCAUCUAUAGAUGGCACAAUUGUUCCUACACUAUCUCAAGGGGAAGAAGAAGAAAAUGAGCCUAAGGAGAGGCACAAACCGGAGAGAUACAGUUGGGAAUCAAGAAGAGCUUACAAGAGAAGACUUGAAGGCAAGCCACUACAAAAACAAGAAGAUCCGGGGAAGUUUGUGAUAACUUCAAGUAUCAAUGGCAUUCAACUCCACGAUUGCCUAUGUGAUACUGGUGCUAAUGUUAAUCUAAUGUCUCUUGCACUUGCAAAAGAUUUGGGAUUCAAGGAAUUCAAGAGCCCCAAGAUAAGAGUCGAGUUCGCGGAUCUAUCGUGCAUGGAACCUAUGGAAUGCUUGAAGAUGUCAUGA